Mangifera indica (mango) is the source of this 1751-nucleotide messenger RNA. Its product is annotated as obg-like ATPase 1. Gene Ontology annotation, cellular component: cytoplasm. The record is from RefSeq and is a predicted model, not a curated record. The transcript has 13 exons. Gene Ontology annotation, molecular function: ATP hydrolysis activity; GTP binding; ATP binding. Bases 140 to 1324 code for a protein of 394 amino acids. Lineage: Eukaryota; Viridiplantae; Streptophyta; Magnoliopsida; Sapindales; Anacardiaceae.
UACGGUGGCAGUGAGUAAGCGCCACACGCAGUCGCGUCUUCUUCUCUUUCUCUUCUCUUCUAUUCUCUUCUCCUGUUUAAGAACCCUAAAAUCUCUGCGUCUCGCAAGGCCUUAAAAGAAGAAUAAAAUUUAAAUAAUAAUGCCUCCAAAAGCUUCAAAAUCGAAAGAAGCACCAACUGAGCGACCUAUUCUCGGUCGAUUCUCUUCUCACCUUAAGAUUGGCAUCGUUGGAUUGCCAAAUGUUGGCAAAUCUACGCUUUUCAACACACUUACAAAGUUGUCAAUCCCUGCUGAGAACUUCCCUUUUUGCACCAUUGAGCCUAAUGAAGCUCGUGUCAAUAUCCCUGAUGAGCGAUUUGAGUGGCUUUGCAAAUUAUUUAAGCCAAAAAGCGAGGUUCCAGCUUUCUUGGAGAUCCAUGAUAUAGCUGGACUAGUUAGAGGUGCUCAUGAAGGACAGGGGUUGGGCAACAGUUUCCUCUCUCAUAUCCGUGCAGUUGAUGGCAUUUUCCAUGUGCUACGUGCAUUUGAAGAUCCAGACAUUAUCCAUGUUGAUGACUCCAUUGACCCUGUGAGGGACUUGGAGGUCAUUAGUUCAGAGUUACGGUUAAAGGAUAUUGAAUUCAUGGAAAGGAGGGUAGAAGAUAUAGAGAAGAGCAUGAAAAGGAGCAAUGAUAAACAGUUAAAAAUAGAACAUGAAUUAUGUCAAAAGGUCAAGGCCUGGCUUGAGGAUGGAAAGGAUGUUCGUCUAGGGGAUUGGAAAGCUGCUGAUAUUGAGAUACUGAAUACUUUUCAACUACUCACUGCAAAGCCUGUGGUUUACUUGGUGAACAUGAAUGAGAGAGACUACCAAAGAAAAAAGAACAAGUUCUUACCAAAGAUUCAUGCUUGGGUCCAGGAGCAUGGAGGUGAACAAAUUAUUCCUUUCAGUUGUGUGUUGGAGAGAAAUCUUGCUGAUAUGCCGCCAGAUGAAGCUGCAAAAUAUUGUGAGGAGAACAAGGUACAGAGUGCCCUUCCAAAAAUCAUCAAGACUGGUUUUUCAGCGAUUAAUCUCAUAUACUUCUUCACAGCAGGACCUGAUGAGGUGAAGUGUUGGCAAAUUAGACGGCAGACAAAGGCUCCUCAGGCUGCAGGGACCAUCCAUACUGACUUCGAGAGAGGGUUUAUUUGUGCUGAGGUGAUGAAAUAUGACGAUCUGAAGGAACUUGGUAGUGAGGCAGCUGUUAAGGCUGCUGGAAAGUACAAGCAGGAAGGGAAAACCUAUGUGGUCCAAGAUGGAGACAUAAUCUUUUUCAAGUUCAAUGUUUCCGGGGGUGGGAAGAAGUGAGAAUCUACUUGCUCAAUAGGUGAUCAUCACAUGGGCCAUUCCAUCGAUUUAUUUUACUGCUAUAUAUUUUUAUUUUAAGCUUUAAUUGUAGUAAUAAUUUAAAAUCUGUAUUUUACCAUAGUCGUAACCAAAAAGGGUCCAUUUAUACAUGAAGAAGAGGGUGUCUAUCAGCAUUCUUUCUUUUUGUCACGAAAAUGUCCAUCAUGUCUCAUCAUGGAGAAAACCGCUUCUUUGUAUGUCUAUAGUCUAAUGGAAGAGGUUUCUGCAUGAUUUUACUUGAUAGAGACUUUAUUCACUUUGAGCUUUUAGUUAGGGUGGUUUCGAGUUGAAAUAUUUUUAUGUUUGGUUUGAAUAGAUUGAACUCGAGUUGCAUAACAAUUUUUCUUCUUUAUUUUCGAUGAUUCUUCCUUUUCAUCAUUGUUGACUA